UUUGAGUUGAGUCAAACACAUUUCUCAUGUUGUAUCGCAUCAAUGUAGUUAGAAGUGAGCUGAAAUUACUAAAAACGUCCAGAGGUCGUCGGGUUUCAACCAGUUUUACACAACCAAUAGACGCGUUUAAAUUAAUCCUCAACGUAACACAAUAAACAUUUCAAUAAGCAUGCUCUUAGUUAAACAGAAUAGCUUCACCAUGCUGGACAGUGACUCGGAGGCGCACACAGACUCUAGCCAGGAUCUGAAACUAGAUAAUAACAAGCAGCAGCAGCAUCAGCAGCACCAGCAGCAGCACCAGCAGCAGCAGCCACUGCAGCUGGUCAGUGGCAACAAUCAGCUUGUUGAGCUACCCUUGAAGCAUCCAUUGGAGCACACAUGGACGCUGUGGUACUUGGAGAACGAUCGCAGCAAGAGCUGGGAGGAUAUGCAGAAUGAGAUAACUAGCUUUGAUAUGGUCGAGGAUUUCUGGAGUCUUUACAAUCACAUCAAGCCGCCGUCCGAGCUUAAGAUUGGCAGCGAUUACUCAUUGUUCAAGAAAGACAUACAGCCCAUGUGGGAGGAUGAGGCCAAUAAGCAUGGCGGACGCUGGGUCAUCAGCAUUCAACGCUGCAGCAAGCUGGAGCUGGACAAGCUCUGGCUCGAUGUGCUGCUAAUACUGAUUGGUGAGGCUGUUCAACACACUGAGGAAAUCUGCGGCGCUGUCAUCAACUUGCGCAGCAAGAGCAACAAAAUUUCGAUUUGGACCGCCAAUGGGCACAACGACGUGGCCGUCAUGGAGAUUGGUCACAAGCUGCGUAAGCUGCUCGGCCUGCCGCCGCACAAUCUGCAGUACCAGCUGCACAAGGACUCGAUGAGCAAGCAGGGCUCGCUGGUGAAAGCGGCUUACAUAUUGUAAGCCCAUCUGCGCUCCUUAUAUACAUACAUACAUAUAUGUUCAUACAUGUGUGUGUGUGUCUCUGUCUAUGUAUGUGAUAUUUUUUUGCCAUAACAGCAGCUGCUUACCGUUCUACUGCUCACCACCACGCAUCCAUUCAUCUAUACACAACAACAACAACAAGAACAACACAAUUCUCGGUGCAGCUGUUGCUGUUGUGCGCGUGUAUUCCAAAAAUCC
Molecule: messenger RNA, 1117 nt
Organism: Drosophila busckii
Lineage: Eukaryota; Metazoa; Arthropoda; Insecta; Diptera; Drosophilidae
Gene: eIF4E4
Product: eukaryotic translation initiation factor 4E1
Exons: 4
Coding region: 170-898 (242 amino acids)
Biological process (GO): translational initiation
Cellular component (GO): eukaryotic translation initiation factor 4F complex; cytoplasm
Molecular function (GO): translation initiation factor activity; RNA 7-methylguanosine cap binding
Source: RefSeq, a predicted model, not a curated record